AUGGAAGGGGAGAACCUCACUACGGUGACUGAGUUUAUCUUUUUGGGGUUGGCUGCCAAUCCAGACAUGAAGCUUCUCCUGUUUGCUGUCUUCUUGGCGGUAUACGCCACCACCAUGGUAGGCAAUCUUUUGAUAGUGAGCCUCGUGACUUUUGAACCUACCCUACACACUCCUAUGUACUUCCUGUUGGGAAAUCUGUCUUUCCUGGAUUUCUGCUAUUCCACCGUCACUGCUCCUAAGAUGCUGGCCGGCUUCCUGUCGAGGACAAACUCCAUCACGUACGGCGGCUGCAUCUGCCAGAUCUUCUUCUUCCACUUCAUUGGAGGCAUCAAGAUCUUCCUCCUAACCAUCAUGGCCUAUGAUCGCUAUGUUGCCAUCUUCUACCCAUUACGUUACACAGUCAUCAUGAAUGGGACUCUCAUGGGUGGGCUCAUGUGGGCCUCUUGGGUUGGGGGUUUUGUCCACUCCAUCGUCCAAGUGGCCAUCAUUGUUGGGCUGCCAUUUUGUGGCCCCAACGUUUUAGACAAUUUCUACUGCGAUGUACCGCAGGUGGUCAAACUGGCUUGUGCCAAUACUUUUGUGGUGGAGCUCCUCAUGGUUUCCAACAACGGCCUGGUCACCUCCAUGUGCUUUGUGGUGUUGCUGGUGUCAUACUCCGUCCUACUGGCCAAGCUGAGGGCAGGUUCCGCACCAGGCCGCAGCAAGGCUGUUUCUACUUGUGCCUCUCAUAUCACUGUGGUAUCCCUGAUUUUUGGGCCCUGCAUCUAUAUUUACGCCCGUCCCUUCUGUAGCUUCCCGACUGACAAAGCCGUCACCGUUGUCUACACUCUCAUUACGCCAGCCCUGAACCCGUUCAUUUACACACUGAGGAACAAAGAUUUCAUAAGUGCCCUGGGAAAGCUCCAAGGGAGGAAGCCGAAAUUAAGCCCUUGAUCCCAGGUUGCAGGUUGACCGUGGGCUGACCGCUC
Messenger RNA from Sphaerodactylus townsendi, 968 nucleotides. Its product is annotated as olfactory receptor 4D5-like. Gene Ontology annotation, molecular function: G protein-coupled receptor activity; olfactory receptor activity. NCBI's taxonomy places the organism in Eukaryota, Metazoa, Chordata, Lepidosauria, Squamata, Sphaerodactylidae. The transcript has a single exon. Gene Ontology annotation, biological process: G protein-coupled receptor signaling pathway. Gene Ontology annotation, cellular component: membrane. Bases 1 to 933 code for a protein of 310 amino acids. The record is from RefSeq and is a predicted model, not a curated record.